AUGGACUUUGUUUUUACCACGGAGUACGAUUUUCUCAGUCUUGGCAAUGCUUUUCUGCUGUUGUUUCUGGUGCUCCUUCUGCAUUACUUGAUGGUGCUCUACGAGUUCAGAAACAUGCCACCAGGACCUCGGCUGAUGACUGUGCCUUUGGUGGGCAGCAUAUUUUCUUUAGACUUUAAGGCGGAGAAACUUACCAGCGCUUUUGACAGGUAAUGUUUUUAUACUGCUGAUCUGUUUGUUCAAGUAUAUCAUACUCGAACUCUAGUUUAAUAGCCUGUCAGAAGAACAAAUAGACUAAACAAAACCGUAUUUUGAAAGUAUCUUAGGGAAAUCGUGCAAAAGCAAAGGCGAGGACUGGCAUCGAAAGUUAGUAAGUUAGUUAUGUAAUGACUAAGUCCGCCCGUAUUAUGACUGAGAUGACCACAUACAAGAUUAUCGUAUUAUACAUUUAAGGUCUUAGGUCAUUAUAUUAUCAAAACAAUAUUUUGGGAAUAAAUCCCUCGUAAAAUGGAUUUUACAAAGUAUUAAAACAUCACUGUUGCCGGCAUUGUAACCUCAGCUUUCAGACCAUUACAGAUAAUCAGCAGUUCAGUAGGGUUGAUUGCACAUUGUUUCCGGUCCAAUAUCAACGAAGCUGGCGAGAUCCCCUGGCAUGAUUUGAACGAUCGAUCAGAAUAUAGCUCAAAACCACUUAAACUGAACAUAGCAUUGUUAAACGUAUUUUAGUAUUUAAACAGUAGAUAUAGGCAUAUUUUGAUCCCCUAGAAAUUUUUGAUCUGUUCGGAUUACCUACCUGAAAGUCUUACUAGUGAUCCGAAAAUUAUAGGGAUCAAAACUUACCUUCGAAAAUUUCAGCCAGAAAAAAAGGCUCCCGAAAAUUCUAGAUGACCUUUUUAGGGUAAAAAUCCGUUUAAAAUGGACAAUUAUACCAUUUUUUAGAUGUUCGAAAAUCCUAGGAGAGACAGGCAAGCAAGAAAUUUUACAACAAAUGUUUCGAAAAUUCUAGAUCUCAAAUCGUCUUCCGAACAGAUAUUUUCCGGAAAUUGAAGUUGGGUGCCCCUGAUCGAUACGAUCCAGUCGAUUAUCAUGGAAACCGGCAGCCUGCAAAAAGGUUUCAAUUCUUUUCAGCCCGUUGCCUCAGUCUUAUUGAUCGCACGCAUCGCAAGGUGUUUCCAUAUAAGAGCGUUUCGACUGCCUGUCAUGAUCAUGAUCAUAAGAAAUGCGAAAAACGCGCGGGGGCUGGGGAGAGACAGGGCGGCGGAGGCUCUCUCUCCCAUUUUUCCCGCCGCCACCGCCCCCUUUCCCAAGUCGUGCGCGUCUUAUUUUCGCUUUGCUCGUUUUAAUACGUUCCCACUAAACUAUCUGAGAGCCUGGCACAGGCUAAGACGAUUCGGGCGAUGGAGACGGAUCUGGUCGAUUACAUAAUCUACUAGCACCUCAUGCAAGGUAAUCCAAGACAGCCUUGGAUGCUGAAUUCUAGGCUGUGGAUUCUGGGUUCUAGAGGGGGCCUGAUAUUGACAGUGGAAACUGGAUUCUGGACACUGCUUGAGUAAAAUUACGGAUUCCACAGCCGAAGAUUUUAUGGAUUUCACAGCAAACAUUUCCCAUAUUCUGGAAUUUGGAUUACCUUAUGAAGGUUCGAAAACUAGGGUGAAAGAAAAAUGAGUAAAUAAGAGCUCUCCGCGAAAAUGCAACUUGGUGGUAUACUGUGACUGCAUGGACUGAAGGGAAAGCCUUCAGUAUCACUUUAUUUUUAAUCAGGUCCUGUAAAAAAGAAAAACAACCUUUCAAAGAUCGUUCUUUGACAGAACUAUAUUGAAUGCUCUUGCCGCAGACCUUGGACUAUCUGUUGCUUGUUCUAAAGCUGUCCUUUACAGUCUAUUAGAACCAAGCUCAUGUCGCUUUCUACAUCCCUGAUGGCCAUAUAAAUCGCUCGCUCUUUCAAAAUCUAUAUGCUUGACCUGUAACGCUGCCCAUAAUUUAGGACGGAACAUUACCUGUUGUUUUUAGAUAGUAUAUUGUACUUUUCACAUUUUAGCGAUAAUGAUAAUUGGCGCUCGCUGUUGCAUAAGUCCCCGCCUGUACUCUUGUGAAUAUAUCUACAUUUUUUUAGUGUCACUCAUCUUAUUUUUUGGCGAAGUUUGUAAAAAUAAAAAUAAAAACCUGCCCCUCGUUCUCUACUCGAGCGUACCCGGUCAAGUAGUUCAAGAACUUGGCUCAAGGGAAAGUGCGGUAGAUGGGCUUAUUGUGUUCGCAUUAUUUCGCCCAUGACUCACGUCGCUUGGUGGCUCACUUUUUGUUCUUUCUCCAUUCUAUUUCAUAGUCUAAAGAUAAAGUACGGAGGUGUUUUCUCCAUGAAAUUUGGAAGCUACAAGUUUGUAAUGGCCUCAACUCCUGAAGCCGUUAGAGAAAUGCUCCUGAAGAAGUCCGUUGAAUUCGCUGGAAGACCACAAACAUACUCUAUUGUUACAAGGACGUUAGGUAGGUAUUAUAUGUACAGGACUUACCCUGAAUUUAUUCAUAAGCUUCUCUUAAUCCUCUCAGGGGUUCUUUAAUUUUGUUUGGAAAACUUUUUCGCCCGAUGUACGUUCACUAAUUUUACGAGGCCAUGGUCAUCCAAGCCACUCGAAGGUCUAGCCGCCUGCAGUGCAAAGGGAGUACCUCCAUUUCUCAGUUAUUUUAGGACACUGAGUAUUGGCCCGGCCCCGCGGGAAUCGAAACCGCGACCUCCCGCUCUCCCGGUCAAACCCUGCACCGACUGAGGUCUAAUCCUUGGGCGGUUAAAACUAAAAUUAAGCAACAUUUUUUAUUCCUAUACAGGUGGUAAAGAUAUUGCGUUCGGUGACUAUGGCCCUGGCUGGAAAUUCCACCGCAAACUGUUCACAACAGCCUUGCGCCAAUAUGUCUCAGAUAUUCCUUUGAUCGAAAAACGAAUCUCAGCACAAGCCAAGAAACUGGUACAAUUCAUGGAAGACCAACAUGAAAAACCGUUUGAUCCCACGAAUUGUCUGAUGCAAAGUGUUGCUGAUGUCAUCUGUGGAAUCACCUUUGGUGAAGGCUAUGACACUACGCAUCCAGAUUUGAAGGAAUUAUUGCGACUCUGCGAACAAGUCGUGAAAAAUGAAGACAUAGCUCAGCUAGUAACUAUGUUGGAUUUCUUUCCAUUCUCAAGAUAUCUGCCCAUCAAGGCCUACGAUCGCUUUAUACAGCCUUUCUUUAAAAUGCAUGACAUAAUUCGAAAAUUUUUGAGACAAAGAGAGGAUAAUUUUGAUCCAACUGAGCCUGUAGAAGAUUUCAUCUCUGGGCUUCUUUUCGCUAGAAAGGAAGCUGAGUUUGACAGCGACGCUGAGCGAUCAGAUUUUCUCAGUGACGACUAUUUGGUAAAUGCUGUUCAAAACAUGUUCGGAGCCGGCUACGAAACAACGACUACCACACUAAAAUGGGUCAUCGCUUUCUUAGUUAACUAUCCUGAGUACCAAGUCCACAUUCAGCGUCAACUAGAUGAGGUAGUCUUUAGGCGUGGCCCCUCCCUGUUCGACCGACAAAACCUUCCCCUAAUUCAAGCGACCAUCAUGGAAGCUCUCAGAGUCGGAAACGUGGGGCCUCUUUUGUUACCUCAUGUCACCACUACUGAUACGACGCUCUGUGGCUACCGCGUUCCCAAGGAUACUAUCGUGUUUCCAGACACUGAAUCUGUCCACCUAGAUCCCAAAUGCUGGGAAGACCCGGCCGUGUUUAACCCAUACCGCCAUAUUGAUGCAAACGGCAUGUUGAUGACCAGCCAGGGUAAUUUUUACCCUUUUGGAGCUGGUCGUCGGGUCUGUGCCGGAGAAACUUUGGCUAAAAUUGAGUUGUACCUCUUUGUCUCCUGGUUAUGUUAUAACUUCACCUUCGUCCCUGAAAUAGAUGGCCACCCACCAAGUUUGAAGGGAAUUCUAAGCAUUACUCAGUUUCCUGCUCCGUACAAAAUACGCGCCAUAAAAAGACAUCUUUAUCUAAGCGCUAACUGA
Molecule: messenger RNA, 4010 nt
Organism: Porites evermanni
Lineage: Eukaryota; Metazoa; Cnidaria; Anthozoa; Scleractinia; Poritidae
Source: the annotation of a GenBank genome assembly